Phymastichus coffea is the source of this 2081-nucleotide messenger RNA. It is a transcript of the gene Dbx, whose product is annotated as hematopoietically-expressed homeobox protein HHEX. Bases 98 to 1432 code for a protein of 444 amino acids. Lineage: Eukaryota; Metazoa; Arthropoda; Insecta; Hymenoptera; Eulophidae. Gene Ontology annotation, biological process: regulation of transcription by RNA polymerase II. The record is from RefSeq and is a predicted model, not a curated record. Gene Ontology annotation, molecular function: DNA binding; DNA-binding transcription factor activity, RNA polymerase II-specific. The transcript has 4 exons.
UCGGCCGCCGAGCUCGCAGUGCACAGCAGCCGAGCCGAGCAGUGGACCGCGCGAUGCGCGCGGCGCGCGAGUGAGUGCAGAGCGCGCGAGCCGCGACAUGCUGCCCUCGGCGGCGAUGCUGAAGAACCUGCAGCAGAGCGCGAUGGCGCAGUCGCCCUCGUUCCUCAUGGAGAACCUGCUGCAGAGCAAGUCGCCGGCCAACGAGCUGACCAGCCUCACGCUCAACUGGGCGGCCAGCCUGGUGCAGGCGCGCCAGCGCGAGUGCGCGCGGCGCCCGGGCCGCAGCCCCUCGCCGGAGGCGCGCGGCUCCGCGGCCGGCUCGCCCGAGCGCGACGGCCCCGAGGCGGCCGCCGCGGCCAUCGAGCGCAUGGAGCGCCUGUCCGAGCGCCUCCGCGAGGCGGCCGACCGCUGCGCUGACGGCGAGCCCGAGCAGCCGGCGCGCGCCGUCCAGCCGGGCUUCGACUUCGCCGAACAGCGGCCCUUCCCGGCCACCCAGCAGCAGCAGCAGCAGCAGCCCCGUCAGCAGCCGCCGCUCUCCGAGGAGACCUGCAGCUGCGGCGACGAGCGCUGCGCCGGCGGCCUCGCCUGCAAGACCAUCCACGACAAGGAGAAGCCGCAGCUCAAGUUCAGCGUCAGCGCCAUCCUCGGCGGCAACCACGACCGCCGACCCAAUACCGAUCACUUCCAAGGAAUACCCCCCGCAGCGCUGCCGGCUUUCCUGCACAACCUGCAGAACUCGGCGGGCUACAACAUCGCGAAGCCGAUAGCGCGGCCAGCGGCGUACCACCCGCACCAUCCGGGCCACCCGGCGGCGACGGCGCAGCAGCAGCACCUGGCGCCGAGCGCGCACCACACGCUGCACCAGCUGCUGGGCUGCCGGAGCCCCUAUCUGAGCGUGACCACGGCGGCCGGGGCGCAGCCGGGCGCGGGGCCGGCGGCCGGGGCGCCCGCGGGCUUCGGCCUGCCCGCCGGCGGGGUCAGCCUGGGCGAGCUCGCCGGCAUGGGCCUGGGCUUCCCCUGGGCCGGCAGCGCCAGGGGCAAGCCGCGCCGCGGCAUGAUGCGCCGGGCCGUCUUCUCCGACCUGCAGAGGCGCGGCCUCGAGAAGCGCUUCCAGCUGCAGAAGUACAUCAGCAAGCCCGACCGCAAGAAGCUGGCCGAGAAGCUCGGACUCAAGGACUCGCAGGUGAAGAUCUGGUUCCAGAACCGGCGCAUGAAGUGGCGCAACAGCAAGGAGCGCGAGCUGCUGGCCAGCGGCGGCUCGCGCGAGCAGACGCUGCCCAACAAGAACAACCCCAACCCGGACCUGAGCGACGCCGACGGCGACCGGCAGCGGCUGGACCUCAGCGACGCCAGCCCGCUGACCAGUCCGCAGAGGCCCGAGGACCACAGCGACAACGACGACGACGACGACGAGGAGAUCAACGUCACGUGAUCCGCUCGGCCCCCCUGCUCCUCGGCCCGCCUCCUGUAAAUAGCAGCCUCCUCGCGCGAUCUACUCCCCUCGCGUCGCGUCGUUCAAUAGUAUACGAAUGAUCUGUGAUAAUCGAGCAGUGUGCACAGCUCUCUCCGCUUAUUGCCGCGCUCGUCUGCGAUCCGCCAUCUGCAACGUCACUGGGAAACUUCGCACGCGCGGACAAGCGCUGCCCGGCCGGUCUCUUGCCCACUUUCCCCCGGUCGCGCGCGAUCACUGUACAGUCUUGUAAAAUUGUUCUAGUUCUGACUGUCUACCUUCGCCUCGUCCGGCGAGCCGCUGCGAACGCGCAGUCGCUCCACUCGGCAGGCGCUAAUCUAAUAUUGUAAGUCAAUUUUUUCAACCAAAGUAUCGAUAUGCCGAUGUAACCAUCAGCCUGUAAUAUAUUGUAAUUAUAUCGAAAUUGAUGUGUUGUCGAAAAAUUUCAUUUUCGCGAAAUUUUUCCGGUGUUAUAUUAUUGUACCUUGUUAAUUCGCGACUCUUCUACGAGGCGGUGCGUUCCAGUCGAACACCCCUGCGGUAUCGCCCCAGAGGAAAGACCACUUUUCAGCCAUGUAAUUAGCCAUGUAACUAUACGUAUAUAUAAAUAUAUUAACGUGAUAUAUCUCAU